Messenger RNA from Mesorhabditis belari, 1629 nucleotides. The record is from the annotation of a GenBank genome assembly. NCBI's taxonomy places the organism in Eukaryota, Metazoa, Nematoda, Chromadorea, Rhabditida, Rhabditidae.
AUGGAAACAACAGAAAAGCAAUCGAGUGAUCGAGUGAUUUCACUGGCUGUAAACGAUUUCGAUGAUUGCCGAAAGAAAUUCGACGCAUGUCUGAUGUCAGUGCUGGGCGAUGAGCGAUACGCAAUGCUGCAAGCAAAAAUCGAUCGUGGCGCCGAUCCGGACGGUCAUCACUGGAGACGUGUCAACAAUGAGUCGAUGGAGCUGUACAGGCAGCUAGACGAUCACUUUGCUCAGUUCGAUGCCUCAGUGUACAAGAAGAUCUUCACUUUUUUAUUGGAUCUUUUGGGAGAAACGGAGCUCGAAAAUCUCUAUCGAUACUUCAAAGCGACUUACGACUCUGAAAGCAUUUCGAAAAUCAGUUUCCUUCAAACGAUCUUUGGGGAGCUCACCGAGAAGUACAAGGACAUCACUUUUGAAUACUCACCUAUUCUCAUGCAAUGUUAUCGUUCAAAAGCAAAUUACGAGAUUGUUAACUUGUCCUGGAAGUUCUUCCUUUGGAAAAACAAAUCCAUCAUGGCCGCUACAAGUUCGGAGAGCGAAGUGCUUGCAUAUAAAGGAAGAAAAGGCAAACAGUUGGUCAACGACGCUGUCGAACUUGAUAGCUUUAUCAAAGUUGGGGCUUGGCUUCUGAUCUGUGCUGCUGGAUGUUAUGUGGGUGUGAGUAUGGGUGGCUUGACGCGCUUGAAUGAAGCUGCUAUGAAAAUGACUGACCGUCAUCCGUUCACAUGGAUUCCGCCGUUCGGGCACUGGGAUGAAGAAUUUGAGAAGUACAAGAAGUUUGAUGAGUACAAAAUGCUGCCGACAGAAGAGCGACAGGAAUUAACUCUAAACGAGUUCAUCUUUCGCUGGCUCCUCGUCUAUUUCCACCGAAUCGGUGGAAGAAUGCUUUUCUUCGUCUUUUUCAUUCCGUGUGGCGUCUUCUGGUAUAAAGGCUACUUUACUAGUCUCCUGAAGCGCCGAAUGUUCAUGGCUGGGCUGCUCAUGUUCUUGCAGAUCCCUUUGGGAUGGUACAUGUUAAACAGCGGUCUUCACCGUGAGCUUAUGGCCAAUAAGAAGAAGCCUGGAGUCAGCCAGUAUCGCAUGGCUUUUCAUCUAAUCGACCCGUUUCUCAUGUUUGGUAUCUUCUUCUACAAUGCCUUGUCAUUACUUUUGCAGCCGCAAAACCAUUGCAAUGUCGCCAAAAUCGGAAACGCACGCCUUUUUGGAAAGAUUCUGAUUGGACUACUGCUGGUGGGCUCCUUCAUGGGCAGUUUUCUCACAGCCCUCGAUGCGGCUGAACCGGAAUACGCGAGAGCUUGGUUCCCCGACGAUUUAUGGGUUUUGGUGCCGAAGUGGAGGAAUCUAUUCGAGAACCCGGUCACAGCCAAUUUUGUACACAGAUAUUUGGGAUACGCCACUUUUGCGAUGAUCAACGUGACUUUUUUCUACAGUCGCCGUUUGUGCCUUCUCCCUCGUGCCAGUUUGGCUCUCAAGGGCAUCAUGGCUCUCGGAUACAGUCAACUUUUCCUUGGUAUUAUCACAAUGUAUUUCCGCGAUCCUCCAGUCGUCGCUUGGCUUCAUCAGAACUUUGCCUUGCAUCUGUUCAGCGCCAUUCUUUGGUUUGCUCACGAAAUCCGCCCACUUCCUUUG